This is a messenger RNA of Mandrillus leucophaeus (drill), 2104 nucleotides long. RefSeq names its product protein-L-isoaspartate (D-aspartate) O-methyltransferase domain containing 2 (gene PCMTD2). The record is from RefSeq and is a predicted model, not a curated record. The coding region runs from base 194 to 1279 and encodes 361 amino acids. Gene Ontology annotation, cellular component: cytoplasm. NCBI's taxonomy places the organism in Eukaryota, Metazoa, Chordata, Mammalia, Primates, Cercopithecidae. The transcript is spliced from 6 exons. Gene Ontology annotation, molecular function: protein-L-isoaspartate (D-aspartate) O-methyltransferase activity. Gene Ontology annotation, biological process: protein modification process.
CGAGGUUGGAGCGGCGCUGCCGGGCAGCGGACGCACGAGGGACGCGCCCGAGGAGCUGCAGGUCGCAGCCCAGGCGGUCCGAACCCGUCGGCCGGCCGAGCCUGGAGGUAGAGCCGCCGCCGCCGCCGCCGCCGUCCCCCCCCUCGGUCCGGCCUGCGGCGAGCGGGCGUAUUGCCUAAGUGUAAUCUUGAACAUGGGCGGUGCUGUGAGUGCUGGUGAAGACAAUGAUGAGCUGAUAGAUAAUUUGAAAGAAGCACAGUAUAUCCGGACUGAGCUGGUAGAGCAGGCUUUCCGAGCUAUCGAUCGUGCAGACUAUUAUCUUGAAGAAUUUAAAGAAAAUGCUUAUAAAGACUUGGCAUGGAAGCAUGGAAACAUUCACCUCUCAGCCCCAUGCAUCUAUUCAGAGGUGAUGGAAGCCUUAGAUCUGCAGCCUGGACUCUCAUUUCUGAACCUGGGCAGUGGCACUGGGUACCUGAGCUCCAUGGUGGGCCUCAUUCUAGGUCCUUUUGGCGUGAACCAUGGGGUGGAACUUCACUCAGAUGUGAUAGAAUAUGCAAAGCAGAAACUGGACUUCUUCAUCAGAACAAGUGAUAGUUUUGACAAGUUUGACUUCUGUGAACCUUCCUUUGUUACUGGGAAUUGCCUGGAGAUUUCUCCGGAUUGUUCUCAGUAUGAUCGUGUAUACUGUGGGGCUGGUGUGCAGAAAGAACAUGAAGAAUACAUGAAGAAUCUUCUCAAAGUGGGAGGGAUCCUUGUCAUGCCACUGGAAGAGAAGUUGACUAAGAUAACACGCACGGGUCCUUCAGCUUGGGAAACCAAAAAGAUUCUUGCUGUUUCUUUUGCUCCUCUGAUCCAGCCCUGCCAUUCAGAGUCAGGAAAAUCAAGACUUGUCCAGUUACCACCAGUGGCAGUUCGCAGCCUCCAGGACUUGGCUCGCAUUGCCAUCCGGGGCACCAUUAAAAAGGUUAUUCAUCAGGAAACUGUGAGCAAAAACGGAAACGGACUAAAGAACACCCCCAGGUUUAAACGAAGGAGAGUUCGCCGCCGUCGAAUGGAAACGAUUGUCUUUUUGGACAAAGAAGUCUUUGCCAGUCGGAUUUCCAACCCCUCAGAUGACAACAGCUGUGAAGACUUGGAAGAGGAACGGAGGGAAGAAGAAGAGAAGACCCCGCCUGAAACAAAGCCAGACCCCCCAGUGAACUUCCUACGCCAGAAGGUCCUGAGCCUCCCUCUGCCAGAUCCCCUGAAAUACUACUUGCUUUAUUACAGAGAAAAAUAAGUCUCCUGUUUGAAAGGGGGAAAUGAGGAAGAGCAGAUUGCUGAGUCUGAAGUUUGUGCUGCCUACGUGCUGUUGAACCUGGAGGCAGACAUUGCGGGGAAGGGAACUGCUGGGCUCAUCCACAUCAUGGUUUUCUUCUUCUAGUUCCUGAUUGGCCUCUAAAAUUGUAUUCAGUUGUAUGAUUUCUUUACGUAAUUCCACAAGACCUUCAUUGCAUAGAAGAUUGUUUUCCCAAAGUGGAGAGAAUCUUCAUAGAGAAAAAGAGAAGGCUGUUUCUUUUUCGGCUCUGAUGAAACACUCAAGUGUGUGUAAGAGAGACUGUUUGACGACCGUCCCUCAUACAACAUGCACGUUACUCCCUAAAGAUGAAAACCGAAGUGGAAACUAACCUGUGUUGCUUAUAAAGUGUGAAAGCACAAGCUUAUAAAUGUAUGAAAUCUUUUCUGGGUGUGACGCACCUGCAUCCAAGUUUGAAUUUUUAUGAUACGUGCCACUUAGUUACUGGCACUGAGUAUCACUGAAUUUCUUAGUUUUCUAGUGGGGAAACAUUACUGAGAAGCCCUCCCUUAUUUUAAGUAAGUUAAUUAAAUCUUAUGUGAGUUGUCAGUUGAAAAUUUUCAAAGGAAAAAUUUUGAUGGGGUGGAGGAAUGAACUGCCAAAUAAUCUUUCUGGAAUUCCGGGAGAAUUCCAAAGAGGGUUUUUUUUUUUUUUUUUAAUGACAUGUUUUGAUACCUUUAAAAGAAUAUCCUGGAAAAGGAAGCGAAUUUUUUUCUGUGUGUGAGCAAUAAGCGAAGUUACAUGUGCCGUAACCUUGGGGAUGAUUCU